AUGAGUCAAUUUUAUGAUAAGCUUGAACGUUAUGAACCUGAUGAAAAAACGAAAAACUUAUGCACAAAUUAUAUUUACUUUCUAUUAUUUUACAAUUCUUAUGUUUUAAUAUUAUAUAUAUAUACCUUCUUUGCAACCUCUAUAUCUUUCUAUGGAUGGUUAUUUUUUAUGAAUCUAUAUUUUUGUGUAUUUCCUGUAUUUUCAUUUAUGAGAAACUCAUAUAUACCUAUACUUUUGAGAUUUUAUAAUUGGAUGCUAUUAGUUUCUAGUAUUAUUUCUAUUAUCAUUCUAUUCGAAGGGAUAUUUUUAUAUAAAAAAUUAGAAUUUUAUUUAAUAAUUAUAUAUUCCUUUUUAACAACAUUUAAUUCAUUAUUAUGUUGGAAUGUUACUCAAAGAAUAUUUGAAGGAAAAAAAACAGUCAAUGAUAUCUUAGAAACUUUAAGAUCUAAGAGUGUUACAAAAAAUGAAUAUAUUAAUUCAAGUGUUAAAAAAGAAGAAAAACAGAAAAAAUUUAUAGGAAAAGGAAGGACUAUAAAGGACUCUAAUUAUGUUAAAGUAUAA
Messenger RNA from Plasmodium gallinaceum, 561 nucleotides. RefSeq names its product conserved Plasmodium protein, unknown function. The transcript is spliced from 7 exons. The record is from RefSeq and is a predicted model, not a curated record. Lineage: Eukaryota; Apicomplexa; Aconoidasida; Haemosporida; Plasmodiidae. The coding region runs from base 1 to 561 and encodes 186 amino acids.